This is a messenger RNA of Lineus longissimus, 1700 nucleotides long. RefSeq lists its product as uncharacterized. The record is from RefSeq and is a predicted model, not a curated record. Lineage: Eukaryota; Metazoa; Nemertea; Pilidiophora; Heteronemertea; Lineidae. Bases 366 to 1058 code for a protein of 230 amino acids. The transcript has 5 exons.
CGAACAUUAACCCCUCUGAUUUCCUCAGGAUUUAUUCACGGAGUAGUGAAUUAAUUCUACUGCAGGCGGCAUCUAAAAAAUGGAGAUUUCCGGGCUCUCAGAUUCUUCUCCAUCGGUAAAAACAACAUGCCUGUCAUAUAAUUGCAGGACAAUGUAAAUAGGGGUGAGCCCAGUUGCUCAGUCGGCCUAAGAGACAAACCGUUAUGGCGUUCUCCCAUGCUUAUUAUAUGAGAUGGUCCCUGAUUUUUAUUUAUUGUAAUCUAACUAUUUUGUCCUAUUUGUUUAUCUGAAUUAAAUACGUUGCCCGCUGCCGGCUUUACCUGAUUGCGUUCGAACACUUUGAAAGAGAUACUAUUUCUACCAUCAUGAAGUCUGCAAUUCUCCUCUUCCUGGCUGUAGCCUCGGUUGCCCCGGCUUACUCAGAGACAGGGUUCUACAACUGGACCGAAGAACAUGUGGAUUCGUCAUUUGAUUUCGCUAAGUUCGCAAGUGAUAAAAAAUGGUAUGAAGUGAAAGGAUGGUCCGAAGAACAGGAUCCCAACGAAUUGGAAAACCUGUUCUUCUACGUCAAUAAGACGUCCAACUCGGAAGCUGCCGUAACCUUGGUGGGAACAAGAAAGAGUGAUUCUGCUAAAUGCGUCUACCUCUCUGGCUCAGGCAGCAUGAACCUCUCCCUGCCCGAUACAACGGUACCGGCCAAGAUGAUCUACUACAUCAGCCCAAAAUAUGAGACUAGCAGAUUCAACAUCAUUAAGAAAAAUAGUACCUUAGAUGCAGAGAUUCUCAUCGUCAUUCAAUGCAUCACCGUAGAAGCCAACGGCACGUGUUCCAAAGGGUUAAAGGUCAAUGUCCUCAGCUCCAAUCGUGUCCUCUCGACUGCGACCAAUGAUGACAUCAAUUUGAUCCUUGAACAACUCGAACUGACACCGACGGCUAAAUACACCACAACGAAACAGGAUAAAGACUGUCCAUCGACCCCCCCGGUUGGAGGUGCAAACCACGUUACACUGGGUCUGCUCACUUUACUCCUCGGACUGGUAGCGAACAGUUUGAUCUAACUGAGUUUGGACAUUUUUGUGUGUCAAUGCUUUAUAUUGUCAGUAUUUACGCAGACUGACUUGCAUGCGUUCCUGAGCAGAUGUUUUAUUAGCGAUGCUUCAGGCUUGCUUCUUUGGACCUCUGGAUCGACUGUAGUACGACCGGGUGCAAUCAGUCUGAGGCCGAUGGUCUCAAGCAUGAACGUUAUAAACCAAUAGCGUGACAGUUUUCCUGCCCAGUGAAUGACCUCGAAUUGACCUUGACUCAUCAAGGUUAUUUUACAUUCACGAAUUCAUGAUCUCAGUGCUGGGGGGGGGGGGGGGGGGGGGGGGUUCCAAACGGUCGAUUCCAAACGUGUUGUUAUGAGCACUAGCGAAGUUCGUGAAUUCUAACCAUUGAAGCUUCAAGACGCUGAGAAAAGGUGCCAUAUCCUUUAUUAAUUGCUUUUUAUGUUUUGUACAAAUGACUGAUCUUGACCAUGAGUGAACCAUUAUGUAAGUCUAAGUGUGUGUCAUAGCUUGCUUCCGGGGUUCAAUUCAGAUGAUUGGUCACAAUCAUGAUGAACAAAUUGCGUUUAUUGUAUUCAUUGUACAUGUAGAUGAAACUAAAUCACUUGUUGAAUCUAUGGAUUAAUCAAUGUUAUCUAAUAAACCUGAAAAUCA